This is a messenger RNA of Salvia splendens (bonfire salvia), 2931 nucleotides long. RefSeq lists its product as uncharacterized. The coding region runs from base 470 to 2713 and encodes 747 amino acids. The record is from RefSeq and is a predicted model, not a curated record. The transcript is spliced from 4 exons. Lineage: Eukaryota; Viridiplantae; Streptophyta; Magnoliopsida; Lamiales; Lamiaceae.
AGUUCAAUUCCAUCCCUAGCAAACAAAUGCAGCACGCAUUUAUUAUCAUUCCAUUUUCUCGCCUUUUAUUUUAUUUCAUUUCAUUUCCAAUCAUGAACCCCUAUACCCUCUGUUAUGAGAAAGUUUACCCUUUAUUAUUCAUUGCCAAGAUUCCGAUUAAUUUAUUCCCGUAAAGAUUCAGUACUUUACUCAAUUUCUGCCUUCCUUGUGCAUAUUAGCUGUUGGUGGUCUCGCUUUGCUGAAAAUUGAUACGGAUUUGUGGCCAAAUUUUCUUAUUUGAAAGUGCGCAGAUUUCCCUGCAUGUUUCCGCCUCUAUCUCAUGGGGGUUAUCUAUACAUAGUCUCUUUUGAUGAGAGUUCGUGAUUCAACAUGCUUGCUUUUGUUAUUUCUUUGAGAAAAUCGAUUCUCUUUUGUUAGUUUGUUGUAAAGUUUGAAUCUUGGUUGGGAUCAGGUGGAAUUCCAAUGAGAAAUGGCGUGCCACGCUGUGCAAAUGUGGAGCUUGAGUGGUUUGGUGGCUGCUUUUCUUGAUCUUACAAUUGCAUACUUGUUGCUUUGCGCAUCCUCUGCUGCUUACAUUGCCUCGAAAUUCCUGGGCUUUUUUGGGCUGAAUUUGCCAUGCCCUUGUGAUGGAAUGUUUAUCAAUGUUCAUAGUAGAAGUUUGUGCUUUAACAGGUUGUUAAUUGAUUUUCCUAUCCAGAAAUUGUCAGAUGUUCAUCUCUCUGUUAGGCAGAAAUUCCCAUUUAGUAAUUCCGCAUCUCCCAGAAAGUAUGAUGCCAGUGUUUCUGGUGAUAACGGUGGUUUUGGGAUUAUUGAGCUAGAAGGCAAUGCAUCUUGUAGCUCUUCCAUAUCAGAUUCUAGGGGCUCUGCAAAUGUGGUUCGUAGGGAAAUUAGUUCAAGGACUGGGAAGAUUGAUGUGAAGGGGAAAGGGGUUUUGAGUUAUAGGCCAAAGACUCGAUUAUGCAGCAGGAAAGGGACUGGUAGUCAUGGGAGGAGUUCAUCUCUUUUGAGUUGUGAUUCUGCUUCUAAUGAGGAGGUCUUAGAUUCAAAACGUGGUCUUCAUAUUAACAAAAAUAAGAGGGGCAGCUGGUGCUCGGAACGUGGCUCGCUGCUCACUGAUAAUUCUGGAAAUCAUAAUCUUGAAUAUGAUAAAGUUCCCAAGAUGAUGAGAGGGAGGCUGAGGACUAUCAGCAGAGACGAAAUAUAUCUGUCUUCUGAUGAAGAUAAGAACGUGAAGGAAAGCGUGGUAUCUGGCGAAGAGCGACAAUAUGAUCAGCUAGAGGUUCAAAGUUGUGGUGGAUAUGAGAAAAAUAAAAUCAGGGUCUUAGAACAAGCACUUGAAAGGGAACGUGUUACUCGGGCUUCCCUUUAUAUUGAGCUUGAAAAGGAGAGAAGAGCUUCUGCUAGUGCUGCCGAUGAGGCUAUGGCUAUGAUUUUGCGUUUGCAGGAGGAAAAGGCAUCCAUAGAAAUGGAAGCUCGGCAGUAUCAGAGGAUAAUAGAAGAAAAGUCUGCUUACGAUGAUGAGGAAAUGGACAUUAUCCAAGAAAUUCUUAUGAGAAGGGAAAAGGAGAAACUCUUUCUAGAAAAGGAAGUUGAAACAUAUAGAGAAAUGGUUUUUCGAGGGAAUGAACAAUCAACUGGAGAUUGUUCAGAUGGAGAUGAUGCUACACAAAUGUUUAGUCCUCCAAAUCAUCCCAACGAUGAUCCAUUUUUAUUUCAGGACCAGCUUGCUGCAUCUUCUGAGGAGAAGGUAAAAGUGGAAAAUAAAAGUGUGCACGAUGAUCUUGUGAGUCAGUUCAAAAGUAAACCUACCUCUGGUAUAGAAUCGCCAUUCCAACCAUACGAUGAACAAUCAUGCUUUGAAAGCCUUAAUGACUCGAAUGAAAACUCUGAUGCAUCGCUUCAUAGUAGUUUUGGGACAAUGGAUCUUCAGGAGAAGGUAAAAUCUCCUGGCAAAAACAUACAAUUGACUCCAACAGCCAUUCCCUGCCAUACAAAAGGGCAUGUGAUGAUGCAAAAGUUGAACCAAGGACAUAAACUUGCUCACAAGGUUAUUAAAAUUUGUUAUGAAACCGAGAAAAGUGAUCUGAAUUACAACCCAACUCUGAAGCAGCAGGAAAAAGAUGCACCUCUUGGAUACUGCAGUUCAACUGAUCCAACUCUAGGUCAAAUUCCUCACGAUGUUCAUGUUAUUGGUGAUGGCAUCAACCUACGCAGAGAGGCAACUGCAGAUAAAGGCGAUCAGCUUACAGCCAGUAGUUCUUCAAAAGUACGUGAGAUGGACUCUGUUCAAUCUGGAGCUGCACCUGAGAGGAAAAAUGAGUCUUUUGUGAAGAAAAUCAGUCUAGAUUUACCUAGCUGUCUUCCACCAAUUUCCCGUAGAAGUUCUCUGAGCCUGCGACGUAGUUCCAUGUCAUCCUUGGAUAAUGAAAUGCUAAAAAUCGACAGUGAGAUCGUUCAGCUUGAAGAACGCUUAAAACGUGUUCAAGAAGGAAAAGAGAAACUUAACUUCUCUUUCGAGAACCAAGAAACUAAACCUUUACAGUUGAAAAUUUUGGAGGAUAUAGCACAGCAGAUUCAGGAGAUUCGCUACUUAAAUGAACCACAAAAGGCGGCAAGACAAGCGUCUCUGCCCCUUCUAAACUCUAAGGAUUUAUCAAAGAGAAGAAGAAGCAGGAGCGUAUCAUCGGGAUUCCGGAGGAGCUCCGAAGGAUGAUAUGGGUGCAUGGAGCUGGUUUGUUGAUAUGAUAAAAGUAUAGAAUCUAAAACUAUAGAGAAGUUCCAUAUGCAAAGAUCAAGGUGUGAAUUUAGGGUAGAAAUGGUAGGAGAUGGAAGAACAGUUGUUUAGCAUGCGACAUUUUCUUUUAUUUGCUGUAUUGUAUAGACAUAUUCACUUUGUAGUAAGCUUAUGUUAAUAAAUGUAUUUAUUUUCCA